This is a messenger RNA of Octodon degus (degu), 1417 nucleotides long. RefSeq names its product non imprinted in Prader-Willi/Angelman syndrome 1 (gene Nipa1). Gene Ontology annotation, biological process: magnesium ion transport. NCBI's taxonomy places the organism in Eukaryota, Metazoa, Chordata, Mammalia, Rodentia, Octodontidae. Gene Ontology annotation, molecular function: magnesium ion transmembrane transporter activity. The coding region runs from base 15 to 986 and encodes 323 amino acids. Gene Ontology annotation, cellular component: membrane. The record is from RefSeq and is a predicted model, not a curated record. The transcript has 5 exons.
GGCGCGCGGGCGGCAUGGGGACUGCAGCGGCUGCGGCGGCGGCCGGGGAGGGGGCGCGCAGCCCGAGCCCCGCGGCGGUGUCUCUCGGCCUCGGCGUGGCUGUCGUGUCGAGUCUGGUGAACGGGUCCACGUUCGUACUGCAGAAGAAGGGCAUCGUGCGCGCCAAGCGGCGAGGCACCUCGUACUUAACAGACGUUGUAUGGUGGGCUGGCACCAUUGCAAUGGCAGUCGGGCAGAUUGGAAACUUCCUGGCUUACACGGCAGUGCCCACAGUCCUCGUGACCCCUCUGGGUGCCCUUGGGGUGCCAUUCGGGUCCAUUUUAGCCUCUUAUCUCCUGAAGGAAAAGCUCAAUAUCCUGGGCAAACUGGGGUGCCUGCUCAGCUGUGCGGGGUCCGUCGUGCUUAUCAUCCACUCCCCGAAGUCUGAGAGUGUGACAACGCAGGCCGAGCUGGAGGAGAAGCUCACCAACCCAGUGUUUGUGGGCUACCUGUGCAUUGUGCUGCUUAUGUUACUGCUGCUCAUCUUCUGGAUUGCUCCGGCGCAUGGACCCACCAACAUCAUGGUCUACAUCAGCAUCUGCUCCUUGCUGGGGAGUUUCACCGUGCCUUCCACGAAGGGCAUAGGGCUGGCAGCCCAAGACAUCUUGCACAACAAUCCCUCCAGCCAGAGAGCCCUGUGCCUGUGCCUGGUGCUCCUGGCUGUACUGGGCUGCAGCAUCAUUGUGCAGUUCAGGUACAUCAACAAGGCCCUUGAGUGCUUCGACUCCUCGGUGUUUGGGGCCAUCUACUAUGUGGUGUUCACCACGCUGGUCCUGCUGGCAUCGGCCAUCCUCUUCCGCGAGUGGAGCAAUGUGGGCCUGGUGGAUUUCCUGGGCAUGGCCUGUGGGUUCACGACUGUCUCUGUGGGGAUUGUCCUUAUACAGGUGUUCAAGGAGUUCAACUUCCACCUUGGGGAGAUAAACAAAUCCAAUGUGAAGACAGACUAGGAUGCGGCCAGGGGUUGGGGGCAGGAGGAGCAGGCCUUGGAGUUGGUCUCUGGUCUUGACUGGAUGUGAAGUGGCCACGACCCUCAGCCCCUGGUGUGAGAGUUACCUGUGCACGUGCAGGGUCCUCGUGGACAUGAGGAACCUAGCUCGACCCUGGACGGGGCCCAGCUCGGCAGCCCAGACCUCCCUGUGGUGGCCUGGGCAUCAUCUUUCUCCAAUGAGACGGAUGUCAUCUUCAUUUCCAUUAACCCAGAAGCUUUCAUGACUACUCUUUCCUUUUAGAAUAUUUUAACAUGACCUAAUCAGGAAAGAAGGUGGGCUCUUUCUGGUUGGUCUUUGUAGGAGAACAAAUGCUCUUAGAUUACUUUGGAAACAAGAGAAAGUGUCUUGAAAUCUGGCUCUGUGUAGUAAACGUGACUGUGGUUGUGUUA